GCGAAUUGGUCAAUAUGCAAAGUCUACUGUGUGAAUGUUGUAUGCAUAUCCGCUAUCCAGUCUUUAUAUAGAGAUCAGUGGGGUUAGGGCGUAGCUGCGACAGUGGACAGAGAACCUUGUUAGUCCAAGACCUGCGUCCUUUGUAAGCCGCAGCGACAACAUGGAUACAACUGAAGCAACACCGUUUGACUGGUACUGCAGUGCCAAUGCCACAGAGAAUCUUGCCAGUUUCACCUUUGACCUGAACCACACCCUGUACAAUGCCUGCUUUGUGGACCUCGUCUACACCUUACCACACCUCAUCUUCAUCUUGCUGGGCGUCCUGGUGCUCUUUGUUCUGAGAUGCUGCACCAGCAUCCGCAAGGAGCAACACCCUUACCUCGUCCAGUUCCCCGGCCACAACAUCCGCUGGGUUCUCAACUUCGUCCUCCUCUCUCUAACUGUAUGUGAGCUUGGAGAGGGCAUCCUAACAGACAUUGACGUCUACCAAGACACGUCCACCAUCCCCCGCCUCUAUGUCCCCGCCCUCCUCUCCCUAACCGCAGCCCUGUUAACAAUGAUCUACUACAACCAGAUGGAGUUGUGGAGCAGACCGCACAUGUCCUGGCUCCUCCUGCUCUACUGGCUGACCGCACUCGGAGUGGAGAUCAUCCGGUUCCUCAAUCUGAACCAUGAUGAAGAUGUCAAUAAUUCAAUCUUCCGAUAUGAUCUUAAUAUUGCUGCCAUCGUCAUGUACUUCCUCUAUCUGAUGCUGGAAGUUUGGGUUAUCAUAUCAAAGAUCUGCAAGUGUUGCUGUGAGGAGGAGGAGUUUCCCGAAGACCUGAAGAAGGAGGACAUGUACUAUCUACAAGGCUACACCAGCCUGCUGUCCUCGGCAUUCUACUGGUGGCUCAACUGGAUCUUCAAGAAAGGUUUCAAGCAAGCUUUGGAGCUAACUGACCUGGGCAGUCUGUCUGAGGUCCACACCACGCAGUAUCAGAGGGAUGCCUUCACUAGGGCACUCAAGAAAGAACAGGCCCGAGCCAAAGCCAACGAGACAUCCCUCAGUCUGUAUCGUGUCUACGCCCGAGCCUUUGGCUUCCGUAUCAUGAUUGGUGGCUUCGUCAAGUUUGCCGGUGACGCAGCCACCUUAGUACCGCCCCUCGCUCUCGCAGGAGCCAUCAGAUACGUCACCACUCUCUACUAUCAGCAGGGGGAGGGUAGUCUCGUCGAUCAGACAAAGUACGUCUCAGUGACAGAUUUCUUGAGUAACGGCUUUGUGUUGAUCAUCAUCAUUUUCUGGUCCAACAUCAUCAAGCUGUUAUCCCAGCAGGGCCACUAUCACAUUGUCAUCACUGAGUCUGCUCACAUCAAGGCAUCGCUACAGGCGGCAAUAUACGACAAAUCGCUACGUCUCUCCAGUUACACGAUGACAGGGGGCGAUAUGACCAUGGGCCAGAUCACCAAUCAUAUGUCGGUCGACACUUCCAAUGUUAUGAACUCGACGCAAUGGGUCCACUAUGUCUGGUCCGUACCAUUUGUGAUCAUCGGCUACAUGGUGAUUCUGUACUUUGAGUUAGGAUCCGCUGCCCUGAUUGGCUGUCUAGUCUUCUUCAUUACCGUACCGAUCCAGGUCGUCAUAGCGAGGAAGACUGCCAAAUACCAGAAAACAAUAAUGGAAAAAUCUGACGAGCGUCUGAAGCUAACCAAUGAGUUGCUGCAAGGAAUUAAGCUGAUCAAGCUGUAUGGGUGGGAAGACAUGUUCUAUACCUCCAUCAGCAAAGUACGAGCCUUGGAGAUCUUGACCAUGAUGAAGGCGAUGGGAUGGAGAAUUCUGCUCAUGACUGUUACUAAUGCCAGCCCUCUGAUAGUUACACUUGUGUCGUAUGGCCUGUACACCAAACUGUCGGGCAAGCCCUUGACGUCGGACGUUGCGUUUGCUGCCCUCGCUGUCUUCAACCAAAUGGCGCUACCGCUCAUCAUCAUGCCUAACGUUCUUGUCGUGCACAUCAACGCCAUGGUCAGCACCAAGCGCCUGAGGGCGUUCUUCGAGGCGCUGGAGAUUGAGAAAUUGGAAUCGGAUGAGGAGGGUACGGAGAUGGAAGUUGACCGAGGACUCGUCAAUGAAAAGGUUGCCAAGCAACGGAGAGCAGAGGACAGACAGCCAUUACUGACAUUAGCUGUGCAUCCGGCCAGCUUACCAGACAAUAUUGCAAUAAGGAUCAGCGGUGAUUAUACAUGGGACCAGACUGCAAGUACGCCAACCCUCAGAAAUAUCGAUUUGGAUAUCCCAGCUGGCAAGUUGACUAUGGUAGUGGGUCAGGUAGGAUCAGGCAAGUCUUCCUUACUGUCUGCUAUCCUGGGAGAGAUGACCACAGUCUCAGGAAGAGUCCAAUGGAACAGGCAGUAUGAUUCCGUCGCUUAUGGAGCUCAGAAGGCCUGGCUGUUAAAUGCUUCCCUCGAAGAGAACAUUCUUUUUGGAAACAAACUUGAAGAAGACAGGUACAAGAAAGUCAUUGCUGCCUGCUCCCUGCAGCCAGAUAUUGACAUCCUCCCAGGAGGAGAUGAAACAGAGAUUGGUGAGAAGGGAAUCAAUCUGAGUGGAGGACAGAAGCAACGAGUCAGCGUGGGUCGCACCAUGUACAGCCACAACAAUGUCGUCAUUCUGGAUGAUCCCUUGUCCGCCUUGGACAUGCACGUUGGCAGUCAUCUCUUCAAGGAAGGCAUUGAGGACUACUUGAUGAGGAAGAGUAAACGCACAGUCGUCUUGGUUACUCAUCAGUUGCAGUAUGCUGACAAGGCUGAUAAGAUUGUGUACAUGAAAGACGGUGUGAUCCGUCACCAGGGAACGCUAGAAGACAUUCGAGAGGAGAACCCAGAGCUUGUAGCCAACUGGUCAGCCACGGCCAACGAAGCCGAGGAAUCCGAAUCAGAAACUGAAGACGUGAAAGAAGAGAGAGCCAAGCUGGUGCGUCAAGUCUCCACUAUCAUGGAGGAAAAGAAGAAGGCAGAGCUAGCCAGAGCGGAUUCGACACAAGCUGGUCGUCUGGUUGAGAAGGAAGAACGAGCUGAAGGCUCUGUCUCCUGGCGAGUCUAUCUGGUCUACAUCAAACACCUGGGCUUUGGGGUCUUCUUUCUUCAACUCCUGCUGCUUCUGGGCAAGAACGGCCUGGGUGUGGGCACCAACUACUGGCUGGCGGGGUGGUCAGAACAUGGGAAUAAUCUCAGCACAUCCCUGAAUGGAUCAGAGGAUGCUUUUCUUGGCUACUACCUGGGUGGCUAUGCAGGCCUGUCUGUAGGCAGUAUCCUAGUUGAAGCUGGUUCCUUCACGCUGAUCUACAUUGGAUCUCUCUUUGCAGCAAAGAAGCUUCAUAACAGCAUGCUCAAUACCAUCAUGAGUGCACCGCUUAGGUUCUUUGACACUACCCCAAUUGGGCGAAUUCUCAAUCGGUUCUCCUCUGACAUGUCGGUCAUUGACUCGCAACUUGGAGAGUCUCUGAAUGGUUUCUUGAUUUUUUCGUUGGCCUGCCUUGUGGCUGUGCUGGUGGACGCUAUCGUGACCUGGUACUUCGUCGUCGCGUUGAUCCCCAUCGUGUGUUUUUACCUCCUACUGGUGAAAGUCUUCAUUACAACAUCCAGGGAGUUGCAGCGUCUUGACAGCAUCAAUAAGUCUCCAGUCUAUGCACACUUCUCUGAAUCUCUGGGAGGAUUGUCAACCAUCAGAGCCUACAGGCAGCAGCAUCGCUUCCAGAAACUCAUCAUCCAAAAGAUUGAGUUGAGUAACCUGACUUUCCUGUACAUAAAUACAGGGAACAGGUGGUUGGGGACCAGACUGGAACUCAUUGGAGCGGCCAUCGUGUUAUUUGCCGGUCUUGCAACCAUGAUCUCGGCCCUCUCAGGUGGCCUCCAGCCUAGCUUGGUGGGACUAGCAAUAACAUACGCUCUCAGUAUUUCGAGCCAGUUGAACUGGGUGAUCCGGAUGUCAGCUAGCCUGGAGAUGCAGAUGAAUGCCAUGGAACGAGUGGAGUACUACAAGUCUGUCAAGAAAGAGGAGUAUGACGGUGUGAUUGAGCCACGCCAUGAUUGGCCAGAUCAGGGUGAGAUUGUCUACAAGGGUGUCUCAGCCCGAUAUGCUUCAGAUCUUGAUCCUGUGCUCCAUGGUAUUGAUAUUCACUUCAAGGCAGGAGAAAAGAUCGGGAUUUGUGGUCGGACUGGAAGCGGUAAAUCAUCACUGACCCUGACCCUCUUUAGGAUCAUCCAGACAUUUAAAGGGCAAAUCUUGAUAGACGGGGUGAACAUUGCCCACCUGCCGUUGGUGGAAGUCAGACGUCGUCUGGCCAUCAUUCCACAGGACCCCGUACUCUUCACUGGCACUAUCAGGUUUAACCUUGAUGCUCAGGGCGAGCAUGAUGAUGAUGCAUUAUGGGAAGCCCUGGAGAUUGCGCAACUAAAAGAUGUGGUGUCUGAGCUCGACCUCAAACUGGAUGCCAUGGUAACGGAGGGAGGUGAGAAUUUCAGCGUGGGUCAGAGGCAGCUGUUUUGCUUGGCUCGUGCCUUCUUGAGGAAGACUCGCAUCCUGGUCAUGGAUGAGGCAACCGCCUCCAUCGACUUGGAAACCGAUGCCAUUCUUCAAGACAUUGUAACCUGUGCCUUCAAGGAGAGGACUGUACUCACCAUAGCUCAUCGUGUGCAAACCAUCCUGGACUCGGACCACAUCUUGGUUCUGAAUGAGGGCAGAAUUGCAGAAUAUGAUACGCCAAAGAAUCUACUAGCCCAGGAAGAUAGUAUCUUUGCUUCCCUGGUGAAGGCCGGAACUUAAGAAGGUGGUUUGCAUCGUGAAGAUGGUCCUCAAGACGAGCCAUCGCUUUAGUGCUAACGCUUUCUUAGUUGUAGAAAAUAAGGACGGAUAGCACAUUUUGUGCUUUGCAUGCUGCAGAGGACUGUGUUCAGGCUAUCAAAUUAUGAAAAUAAUCAAUUUGGAGAUGUGUGCUUUAAUUUGGAGAAGACCAAAUAAUGUUUCAAUUUCUUGCCGAUGGUUUAGACUUAUCCAACAGUCAAAGAAGACAUUAUUGAGAUGGUAAUAUGAAAGAAAAGUUUAUAUUACUCUUUUCAUGUUCAAAAGCUAUGUUAUAUUACGGUUUUUUCAUGGUGUUCGUAAGCGCAUGACUUGUGCACAGGCUGUACGUAUAAACUUGGUGCUUCUGCAACCAAAAGGUUUGUUUUUUUAAUUAUGUGCGCAACUCCAAUUAAGAAUCAAGUUGCUAUAGUUUCUUUGAACGUAACAAAAGUAUUGAUGAGUAUUCCUAAAAUUGUCUGAGCUUCUUGUAUUCCUAAAAUUGUAUUCCUAAAAUUGUCUGAGCUUCUUGUGGGGCACACAGCUAACCCAAACCUUUUUCUUUAGAUCCAUUAAUGAAUUGGACAAAUUGAUGUAAAAGGUCUGCUCAAGGACACAAGCUUCACCCUCACAGUCGUUUGAAACACUUUGAUGUCUCAUAAGAACACAAUAUGUAGCGAGGCUCUGGACUGCCAAAAGGUUUUUAUUUUAGGGAAAAGCAGCUAAUGAAUAUAGUCAAUUUUAGUUUUGUUGGUAGCAGUAGUGAUGUUUCUAAAACACAACUAGAGGUAUAUGUCUGUUUAAGAACAGAACGUAGGGCUUUUCUGCAUUAUGAUUUUUUUAUGAGUUUAUUUUUUGGGGGCGAUGUGCAGUCUUUUUAAUGAUAAUUUUUUGUACAAAAUGC
Molecule: messenger RNA, 5717 nt
Organism: Patiria miniata (bat star)
Lineage: Eukaryota; Metazoa; Echinodermata; Asteroidea; Valvatida; Asterinidae
Product: ATP-binding cassette sub-family C member 8-like
Exons: 32
Coding region: 161-4798 (1545 amino acids)
Biological process (GO): potassium ion transport; transmembrane transport
Cellular component (GO): membrane
Molecular function (GO): sulfonylurea receptor activity; ABC-type transporter activity; ATP binding
Source: RefSeq, a predicted model, not a curated record